Messenger RNA from Mesocestoides corti, 1044 nucleotides. The record is from the annotation of a GenBank genome assembly. NCBI's taxonomy places the organism in Eukaryota, Metazoa, Platyhelminthes, Cestoda, Cyclophyllidea, Mesocestoididae.
GCAGCCGAUUUGGAGACCACCGCAUACGCCCUGCUCGCACUCAGUGACAAUGACCUCACGAAGGCAGAUCAACUGGCCACGAUGAGGUGGAUCUCGCAACAGCAGAACGAAAACGGUGGAUUCUACUCCACCCAGGACACUGUGGUUGCGCUGCGUGCACUCACACAUGCAUCGCGUGUGUUCCCCUCACCAACGCGAAGCACACCAGUCAGCGUUCGCACGCAUCCGCUUGACCGCGUGCACAUCCUACUGGACGUCAACUCCGACAACCAGCUUGUUGCGCACACCUUCGAGGUUGGUGUGCACAAUGAAAGCGACGUGAGGCAUGUGAGUGUGCACAUUCAGUCGCCUGAUGCCGUCUGCAUUUCUGCUCAUGUUACGUCAAUCUACAAUGUGGCUGAAGCGAAGACACGCGACCAGGUCUUUGACAUCGAGAUUUCCACCGACCAAGGUGGCACCAGCUCAACUGCGGCAUGCACCACUGCCAUCACCACGGUGUGCUUGCGUUCACUGACAAGCGAACCCACGGGAAUGCUGUUGGUGACGCUGCAGAUGCCAAGUGGAUGGACGGUUAGUGCGAGUGAGCUCAACAAAAUCGCCCUCAACGCGUCUCUGCAGAAGAUGGAAGUGGACGCACACAAACAGGAGGUGAGCGUGUACCUGAAUGGAUUCAGCUCAGCACAGGACACGGAGAGGUGCUUCACGGUGCCUCUUCACCAGCGCACAUUCGUGGAGAAGGCGCAACCAGGCUUGAUCACUGCAUUCGACUACUACAACCCCGAUGAGAAGGUGCAGUCGCAGCUGAAGUUGGACUCUUGCCAAGUCUUCUGGGAUGCGCCCUCUGGAGGUAUCCUCAACGAUACGUCGCCUGUUACGUCGACCACACCGCCACCAUCUACCACCUCCCCUGAACCUUCUGCCGUGUGUCCCAAAUGCGAGCAAAUUACUGCUGACGAGCUAGAACAGCGCUUGAAUCAGUCGAUUUGCCAUUACGGCAGCCCACUUUACUUCUUCAAGCCCCGCAUAUCAGACAACCUGAGUUGA